Messenger RNA from Theobroma umbraticum, 909 nucleotides. It is a transcript of the gene I-2, whose product is annotated as phosphoprotein phosphatase inhibitor. Gene Ontology annotation, biological process: regulation of signal transduction. NCBI's taxonomy places the organism in Eukaryota, Viridiplantae, Streptophyta, Magnoliopsida, Malvales, Malvaceae. Gene Ontology annotation, molecular function: protein phosphatase inhibitor activity. The record is from RefSeq and is a predicted model, not a curated record.
UUAGAAAUGAGAAAAAAAAAAAAAAAAGGCCCCUUCUCCCGAAGAUAAAAAGGAACAUUUUCGCGGAACUUUGGUAGUCAAGAGGAGCGAUCGAAAGUGGAUCAGAUUGAUUUGAAGCUUGCUGUUGGCACUCAGAAGAAAGCGAGUUUUUCCAGAUGAAUAGGCGUGUAAGAUGGGAUGAGGCAAAUCUGGGGGAAAUUGAAGCAAAUAAACCUGUAAGGCAGAAGAUAACUGAACCCAAGACGCCAUACCACCCCAUGAUUGAUGAUGAUGGGUCUUUGUCUCCUGUGAGACGUAGUUUCAAUGAUUGCAUAGGUGAUGCUAUGGAUGCAGAGGAAUUACGCUCUGCUUUGAAUGAUGUGGCUUCCUCGAGUAGAAAAACAACUGGGAGAUCUGGUGGCUGGACAUCUUCUGAGGAUGAGGCUGAUCCUAUGGAUCAGGAAGAUUCUGAAACAGAUCGGAGUGGUAUGAGUUUUAAGGAACAGAGAAAAGCACACUAUGAUGAGUUUUUGAAGGUAAAGGAACUCCGACGUAAGGGCUCUUUCCUUGACGAUGAAGAUGAUGAUGUGGAGGGUGAUUCAUCUUCAUCAUUAAGUUCUGGUGUCAAAGACAUAGACAUAGAGGAGGAUACUUCAACUUUGCCUCAAAAGUCUUCUGCACGUCCAGCUAACGGAGUGUAGAAGUCAUCAGACCAAUCUGAGACCUAAAGUUGACUCUUUUGACUUUCAUUUGUGGUAAUUUGGUGCAAAAAAAGAACAAUACCUUGGUUUCUGUAUUUUUCCAUAUUUGAGUUCACAUGUACAUAAGAGUUUCCCGAAUUUGGCAUGUUUGUGUGAAUCUCGCGGCACCCCAACGUUUGGUCUUUAACAAAUAAGCAAAAUGGCAAGGUACUGCGACUUUGUUGUGCAA